Vicia villosa (hairy vetch) is the source of this 1047-nucleotide messenger RNA. RefSeq lists its product as uncharacterized. NCBI's taxonomy places the organism in Eukaryota, Viridiplantae, Streptophyta, Magnoliopsida, Fabales, Fabaceae. The transcript has 2 exons. The record is from RefSeq and is a predicted model, not a curated record. The coding region runs from base 195 to 890 and encodes 231 amino acids.
AUGAGUAUAGUUUCCUAAUUGAAACGUACUUUCUUCCUUAUAAUAAUCUCAUAAUAAUUAAACUUCCAGAAACUUUAAGAACCUACCUUGAGCUACCAAAGACCCACUCGUUUGGUGGAUUUUCAACACAGAAACAGACAUAAUAACAACACACAGAUCUAUCUUCAUUUUCUGUUUCCUCUGAAACAGUAACAAUGCCUAAAACUUUCACUGUCUGCUUUCUUUUCUUCAUCUUUUUCUUCUUUCUUGCUGCUUCUACGGGCUCUACUGCUGCUGUUACUCAAACCAAUGUUACUGCUAACCCUGCAGACAAGUUAGUAGCUGAGAUUAACAAAAACAGAACUGCUCACAAGGAUUCAUCUCUAUAUGACAAUCCCGGGCUUGCAUGUCUCGCUCUACAAUACAUUAAGGCAUACCAGGGUGAUUGUGGCGCUGUUGGUGGAUCUGAUGCCAAGAAGCCUCCGGAGUCUCAAUUUGUUGAAAUCUUUGCUCCAACCUGUGGUGUUAAGGCGUCAUCCCUUGCUCCUAUAACCGGUCGUUUCUUGGGGUGCCAGACUAAGUAUGUUCAUGCACCGGAGGCGUUUUCAGAAAUCUUGAUAAGAAACCAGAAAAGCUUAGACCUGCUAUACAGUAAGAACCACACUCAGGUGGGUGCUGCUGUUACUGGUACUGAUGGAGGGUCUCCUUAUUUCUGGUGUGUGUUGUUUGGCAAUGGCAAACCUAAUAGCACCUUUGCUUUUGAGGGUGGUGUGGCUAAAGCAACAAAACCAGGUUGCUAUAGCGGAGCUAAUGAUGAAUGCAGCGGUGCUCAUGAUUGGUCGCCGGUCAAUUUGAUGUGGCUGUUUGUUGCCUCAGUUUCAAUUGCAAUGGGUUUUGCUUUUCCUUUAUGAUCAUGAAUUGUAUGGAUUUCCACUUGAUUUAUGUGACUUUAUUCUUUUUUUCUUCUUUCCAUUGGUUUUGAUUUUGUUAUUUAUUGAGAUACUCUUGCCAAUUGUCUUUCUAUCUUUAAAGUUUACCUAUGAAAUGUGUGAUAUUGGCUCUUGUAAA